Protomyces lactucae-debilis is the source of this 1347-nucleotide messenger RNA. RefSeq names its product ubiquitin-protein ligase E3A. The record is from RefSeq and is a predicted model, not a curated record. Lineage: Eukaryota; Fungi; Ascomycota; Taphrinomycetes; Taphrinales; Protomycetaceae. Gene Ontology annotation, biological process: protein polyubiquitination; proteasome-mediated ubiquitin-dependent protein catabolic process; positive regulation of protein catabolic process. Bases 1 to 1347 code for a protein of 448 amino acids. Gene Ontology annotation, molecular function: ubiquitin-protein transferase activity. The transcript has a single exon.
AUGGCCUUGUUCUUCAGUGCAAAUGCUAUUCGCGUACAACUGCCAGUCUCGCGCUUCUACAAUCCCCUGACUGACUAUAUCGACUUUGACAAUGAUUACAGCGCGUGGAAGAAUCGACAAGAUCGAUUUGCUUUCUGUCAGUACCCGUUUUGGAUCACAUUGAAGCAGAAGCAGCGAAUUUUGGCCGUUGAUGCAUAUCGCCAGCAGCGUCUUAAAGUCCGGGAGGCGUACUUUGCGAGCCUUGACUCUGGCAAGGACGCGUCCGCAAUCUUUGAGCUCAAUAUUCGACGUGAGCAUCUCAUGGAAGAUUCACUCAGAGAAAUUCCUGCACACGAAGACGACCUCAAGAAGAAGUUGGUGGUCACCUUUCAGGGAGAAGAAGGCGUCGACGCUGGUGGUCUACGAAAGGAAUUCUUCUUGCUCCUCUGUCGGCAACUUUUUGAUACGUCCUUUGGCUUGUUCAUUCGCGACGAGCAGUCCAACUUUUGCUGGUUCAAUCCCGAGUCGGCCGGGCAGUCUUCUGAGUUUUUCUUACUGGGCGUCGUCUUGGGCUUGGCUAUCUACAACUCGACUAUUCUUGAUGUUCAACUGCCUCCGGUACUUUUCAAGAAAUUGGUUGGGCAGAACUGCACACUGGCUGAUCUCAAAGUUCUCCACCCACAACUUUGGCAUGGCCUUCAGCAGCUGCUCGACUACAAGGGAGAUGACCUAGAGGAAACAUUUUGCCGUACGUUUGUGAUAGAGCGACAAGUUGGCACGAGUAAGAUUCUCAAGACGAUUCCACUGUGCCCGAAUGGCGAAGACGUGCUUGUUAAGCAGAGCAAUAAGCGGGAGUUUGUUUCCCGCUAUUGUCGAUAUAUCUUGGAGGAGUGCUGCCAGCGGCAAAUGUUUCAUCUGUCACGCGGAUUCCAUCAAGUGGCUGGUGGUAAUGCACUAUCUCUGCUGCGGGCGGAAGAGAUUGAGUUGUUGGUGCGUGGAUCGCCUGAUGCGUUGAAUCUGGAUGACCUCAAGGCAGUAUGCAAUUAUGAAGGGUUUCCACUUGCAAGCAAAGAUCCACUAUCAGAGCCUAUCAUCAUUUGGUUCUGGCAGUGCUUCGAAUCUCUUGAUCCAAUGCAGCAACGAGCGCUACUCUCGUUCAUUACUGGGUCUGAUCGAAUUCCGGCAACAGGCACGGUGGAUCUCAAGUUUCGCAUCUCGGUGGACCGUUAUCGAUCUUCUCAGAUGCUGCCGGUUGCACAUACUUGCUUCAGCCAGAUUAUUCUGCCGCAGUAUGAGUCACUCGCAGAGACACAGGACAAGAUACGCCUCGCGAUACGCGAGGGGAAUGUUGGGUUUACAAUUGCGUGA